GCAAAAUUUCCGCUUCAAUUAUCAAUCUGUUUCCGAAUUGACAAAAAGUCAAGAAACACAACAUGCCGGCCUACGUCCCGAAAGACCCAACUGAGGAAGAGGCACUGGAACUUUUCAAAGCGAUCGAGGAGAAAUUCCCCUCAAAAACAGUUGCAAAUGACAAGUGGUAUAUUUUACUGUUCUCUACGAUGGUGGGCGGGGGCCAACCAGGAUUUGCACCUACUCUCUACAAGUAUUUGAUCAAACGGCCCGAGUAUCAAACAUCGGAACAGAGAAAACUCCUCAUGCGACGAAUUCGAGAAAGUCUAUUGAAGCUUGUCUCCAUUGCGGGCGUUUGCAAACCCCUCGAGGCAAUAUUUGACAUCGAUGCCGCUACAGCACCCGAGGACAAGGAUUAUUCGUUCUCAAGAGAAGGAUGGCAAGCCGAUGAGGCAAACUUCAAACGGGGCGCAGUCUGGCAAGACCGCCUCUACAAACACAACCAAGCAUCAAUCGACAACGUACUUUCCUCACAACGAGAUUUUGACUGGGUUAGCAAGAACAUCACCUACGGCCUGUACUUGUCAGACCACUCGAUUCUCGAUGACGUGGACACAGAGUUGGUGGUGUUAGGAGGCAUCAUGAUUCAGAAUCUGCCGCGCGAAACAGGUUGGCAUUUGCGAGGUACCCGGAGAAUCGGCGUGAGCAAAGAAGAUGUGGAGACAAUCCAGCAAUGUAUUGAGCUAGUGGGAGACUUCUGUUCUGUUCCACUCCACAAAGUUCCCCGGGUUGCUGAUAUCGAGCACGAAGUCUGAGAAUGUAAAGUUUAUGUUUAGUGUGUGCAUCCGAUGCCGCCAUCUCGAUGGCUAGAAAGGUUGUUCAACUAUGUGGGGAUAGAUAGAUUCCGGUUCCCGGAAGGGAGUGCGGCUUUAGAUGCACGGCCUUGUUAGCAUUGCAAUUGUUCGAAGAGCCUUAAGCUAGUGACAAACUUCUCGAUCGUGUCUUCAGAACUACGAUAGCGUGGCCUUCUCCGUUCCCCACGAUCGCAUCUCCACAAUCUAAAUACAUACCUCGGACUGUCUUAAUU
This is a messenger RNA of Aaosphaeria arxii CBS 175.79, 1066 nucleotides long. RefSeq lists its product as uncharacterized. The transcript is spliced from 5 exons. The coding region runs from base 63 to 794 and encodes 243 amino acids. The record is from RefSeq and is a predicted model, not a curated record. Lineage: Eukaryota; Fungi; Ascomycota; Dothideomycetes; Pleosporales.